GGUGGGUCUCAGUAGCUAAUUACAGUCUUUGCAUAGGUACCCGUUGCUUAGAAACGGAUUUAAACUUGAAUAACUGUUUAAAAUGAACUCUAAACACACGAAAACAGUUCAAACAAAUGUAACGUGAAGCAAAGAAUUUUCGUGGACGUUCAUGACUGGGCAGCGCUGCAGAAAUGUCAAAACCACAGAUGGAAAUGAGCUGCGAUCUUAUACCUUCACAUGGAGUAUGGGGCUGGAAUGAUGAACAUCAGAGUCUUGAAUUCAUAAGUCUGGAUACACCCGCAGAAGCGAAAGAAAGGAAAAAGAGGUGCAAGCUUCUCAGUUCGCAAGACACCGUGAGCAAGCGGCCAGAAAGGUCUGCAGUGUCAGCAGUGUCUGGCAAAGGCCAACCUAGGGCCCGUAGCCCCACAGACAAGAGUGCUGUUGGAGAAGCCCAGCUAAAUGCCUAUAAGUCAUCCCCAAAACGGGACCAGAGGGACUGUGUCACGAUCGAAGAUAUUAAACAGGCAACACUCAUAUUGCUGCAGGAGAAGGAGUCUGUUCCUCUGGGUUUCCUGCCCAUACUGAAACAACGGGAGCUAGAUGACUUUCUUGCUUCCCUUCUGCUUUAUCUAUCCUGCUUUUUUGUGAAGACAACCCUGGAGAAGAAAACCACACCUCAUAUGAUGGAGCAGAGUCUGAGAGAACAGCAGGAGAUGGCUGAGGCGUGCAUGAAGGUGGACCUGUCCCUGAAGCAGCUGGCCAUCCACUACUCCACCCUGCUCCUGGAGCUCACCCUGCCCCUGCUGUCUGCUGGAAAGGGAAAAACGUCAGCCAAGCACAAAGAGGUAUUUGAGUGUCUGUACAGAUUCCUGUGUUAUGCUGCCUGGGUCACUUUUGAGAGGAAGGACCUGAGUGCGAUUCAGGAGGAAGUGGGAAGACUGCUGUACUCUGACACCUUCAACCCCGCCUGCAAGCUUAGGGCUAAACAGGGUGUGUCCUCUCAGGACCGUGCCCAGAAGGCAGGGGAGGUGGAGUCCAAAGAUCCGGCCGGCCCCCCUGUGCCAAAAAGCAGCAGGAAUUGCCCACGAAGGCUGGACCUGACUAAGGUGUUAACACAACGUACCCCCCUGAUGGAGGCCCUCCUCCCUCCUACGGGGCAGGCUGCCCCCCACCUUUUCAGCGCAUUCAGCCCCCAGAAAGAGCGUUCACUGAUUGUCUGCGACAGGGAGGUCCUCUUGGACCAACUCACCGAUCAGCUUGCGUCUCUCAGUUUUGGGAUCCUGGGGAAGCCACUAAGCCUGUUCAGCGGUCCCACACUCAUACGCCGGGGGGAAGAGAACAAAGAUGAGGAGGAGGAGAAGGGGGAAAACGCAAAUCGCUCCUCUGCAUCCGCUGACGUGCACAGCAAACAGGGUCGGACCAACACCGCCGUAUCCAGGGCAACCACUGAGGGGGGCUACUCAGACACAGAGUGACCUCCCCCCUUAUACCCAGCCACAGUAUGAACUCUUGAGAAAACUACAAGAAAACACAAGACAUUCAAUUUGUGUUCGAUGCAUGGAUUUGUUAAAUUUCAUAUAUUUAUUCUUUUAAUGCUGGCCGGGUAAAAAAAUGUACAUUUUUUCACAGUCAAAUCAUUCACAGUUGAAUCUUUUAUUUUGCCACUAAACUGUCAACCACUUGGAGGUGUUGUUGUCUAAGGCAACACAGCGCUCACUGCAUUGAAAGUACUUGCUGCAAAGUACCUUUCAUUCCUUCCUCGGUGAACUUAAUGGAUUCAGAAAAAGCACAUUAUCAGUGCACACUGGUUAUUAUUAGAGACAUUAAGCUGUAUUCCAAUACAAAGGCCUGGUUAGUGAACAAUUGUUUUGUGCACAGGACUGUGAUGGAAAUUUUUAUUAUUUUGUACUUCUAGAGAGAGGCUUUGAAUGUCAAUUCAAUUUCAGAAAUAAGCUGUAACAUGAUUACUUUGGAAGAAAAAAGUUCUGAAAUUAAUAUUACUCAUUUUGCAACCUCA
Molecule: messenger RNA, 1999 nt
Organism: Anguilla anguilla (European eel)
Lineage: Eukaryota; Metazoa; Chordata; Actinopteri; Anguilliformes; Anguillidae
Product: protein phosphatase 1 regulatory subunit 36
Exons: 11
Coding region: 174-1457 (427 amino acids)
Biological process (GO): negative regulation of phosphatase activity
Molecular function (GO): phosphatase binding
Source: RefSeq, a predicted model, not a curated record